UGUUCCAUUUGGUGGUCACUCACGGAAUGAAAUGUGAUCGAACAGUUUUAUUAACGCUUAAAUAAAUCUAGAUCGAUCGCUAAAAAAAGUGUGGUGGUAGGGGGUAAAAGUAUAACAUUACACAGGGUUCUUGUAGACUUCCCACACCUUGAACAAACACAACCGUCUAUUUGCUUCAGUAAACAUUUACACAAGCUUUACUUUUAUCAAUUUACAGAAUUAAUAUGUAGUAUAACAAAUGUUAAUUUCGGGCUGCUAUAGUGUAAUUAGUGGUUUGGAAUGGCAUCAGACGAGGAGGGCACACCGUUAUUUCCUCUAAAUACCAGCUGGAGAAAUUCACCGAACAAUUCUGGAACCAAUGAUAGUUCUGGCAUCUUCGUUGACAGCGAUUCUUUACCAAAACGCGUGAGAACUUACACCCAAUGGUCUCCAUUCGAAGAAGGUGUGACUCUGGCUUGGAACGACGUCUCGGUAUACGCUAAAACUAAAAAGAACGGAAAAAUUGUAUGCAAGAGGAUAAUUAAUGGUGUUUAUGUUUCAGUAACUGGUGCCGUAAAAGCGGGAAGUUUAGUGGCUUUAAUGGGGGCUAGUGGCGCUGGUAAAAGUACCCUAAUGUCAACUUUAGCCUACAGGAACACCGGUGGAACAUACAUGGACGGAGAUGUUUUGAUAAAUGGCCGCCCUAUCGGAAGCUACAUGAAAUAUUUAAGCGGGUUCAUGCAUCAGGAAGACAUUUUCAUCGGUUCGCUGACUGUUUUGGAACAUAUGAACAUUAUGUCGCGCUUAAAGCUUGAUAGAAAGACGACACAAACAGAGCGUAAUUCGAAAAUUUAUCAGAUACUUAAAAGUUUGGGGCUUUUAAAGUGCAUCAACACGAAAAUCGGCCAAACCGGAGACAGCAAGGUUCUUUCAGGGGGCGAGAAAAAGCGCCUCUCUUUCGCUACUGAACUUCUAACAGACCCUCCGAUAUUGUUUUGCGAUGAGCCAACCACUGGUUUAGACUCGUUUUCGGCCCAAAAAAUCGUGUCGAUGAUGAAUACGAUGGCCGCUAGCGGCAAAACUAUUCUGUGCACCAUACAUCAACCCUCGUCGGAUAUUUUCAACAUGUUUAGUCAACUGAUUUUGAUGACCGAAGGGCGGAUAGCGUUCAUGGGAAGCGCAGCUUCUGCGCUAGAUUUUUUCGAAAAGGUGGGUUAUCAGUGCCCCUCCUCGUAUAACCCGGCUGACUUUUUUAUUAAAACUUUGGCAGCCACUUCCGGCGACGAAAACAGUAAACAAUCUGUAAAGAGAAUAUGUGAUCAGUUUGCUGUGAGUGAUUAUAAUAGGGAAGUUGACGUUGUUGUACAGUACGAAUUUCAUAUGGGAAGAGCUGUUGAGAAAACGUACAAGCUGGGGAGGAAUUUUAAGGGGUUAUUUGUUUGGGAAAAGGUGUUUUGGCUGAGUUAUCGCUGGCUUAUGGAUGUGUGGAGGAAUCCAGCGUUGCAAACGUACAAAAUUUUGCAAAGAUCUGGUAUUGCUCUCAUGGUCGGUUUGUGUUACUUCGGCACCAAUGCCACUACCUCCACCGGAGCGCAAAACGUGGAGGGCGUAAUUUUCCUCAUAGUUACCGAAAACACCUUCUCACCGAUGUACUCAAUCUUGAAUGAAUUCCCCCAGAACUACCCCUUGUUUUUGAGAGAAUAUAAAUCAGGACUCUACUCCACACCCACGUACUUUGCGUCAAGGAUUAUCUCCCUGCUGCCUGGUUUAAUAAUAGAGCCAGUUUUGUUCGUGAUAAUAGUAUAUUGGCUCUCAGGACUCCGUGCGACUACUUAUGCCUUCUUAAUGACAACUUUGGCAGGUAUUCUUACCUUGAAUGCCGCCGCUGCGUGCGGGGUAUUUUUUUCGAAUGCUUUCGAUUCAGCACCCUUAGCUAUGGCUUACUUGGUUCCGUUCGAUUAUUUGCUAAUGGUGAUGUCCGGAAUUUUUAUAAAAUUAAGUUCUCUUCCUCAGCUUUUUACUUGGACAAAAUACCUCUCUUGGUUGAUGUACUCAACAGAAGUCAUUUCGGUAGUACAAUGGGACGGUAUAAACAAUAUUACAUGUGACGCGUCUGACCAGAGAAUCCCUUGCCUAACCUCAGGCUCUCAAGUUUUACAAAAAUACAGUUUUUCCGAAGACAACUUGUUACGUGAUUUAUGGAGCAUGUUUUUCCUGUGUAUCGUUUUUCACUCUUUAGGCUUCAUGUGUUUGUGGCUAAAAACGCGAAAAAAAUAACCAUCCCGACGUGUCUGUCAACUAAUUUCUCACUUUAAUUAGAAACUGCCCCUGCAGCGAUUUAUGUGUUAUAUAAUAGCACGCCUUGUAUCGUCUGGAAUGAAUAAAAAGUGGUAAAAAUAA
Molecule: messenger RNA, 2379 nt
Organism: Zophobas morio
Lineage: Eukaryota; Metazoa; Arthropoda; Insecta; Coleoptera; Tenebrionidae
Gene: st
Product: protein scarlet
Exons: 14
Coding region: 280-2256 (658 amino acids)
Biological process (GO): transmembrane transport
Cellular component (GO): cytoplasmic vesicle membrane; plasma membrane
Molecular function (GO): ATP hydrolysis activity; ABC-type transporter activity; ATP binding
Source: RefSeq, a predicted model, not a curated record